GUGGGCGGGGCCAGGAUGAAACCGCGGAAAAUUCAAAACGAAGAUGGCGACUAAAAAUAAUUCUCAAAACAAUCUGAGACUGGAUAGAAGGGAGACAAAAUGCAGCGCGUUUCUCUGUCGUGAAAAGCCAGAUGCGAACCAGCCUGUGAUCUUUAACCCGGACUUCUUUGUGGAGAGGUUGAAGCAUGAGCAUCCGCAGACUUUCUUGGAUUUGGUGCUUAGCAACAUCACUCGGCUCAUAGAUCUGCCAGGGGAAGAGUUUGCCCAGCUGACCGGAGAGUUGGAGCCGAAGGUGCCGUCGUCCAGUGGAUUUCUGCGCUCCUUCAACUUCCGGAAACGGAAAGAAAAAGGACUGAUCUUUGGAGCGCCCUUAACUGAAGAAGGAAUAGCUCAGAUCUAUCAGCUCAUUGAGUACCUGAGUAAAAACCUUCAUGUGGAGGGGUUGUUUCGGGUGCCAGGCCACAGCUUGAGGCAGGCGGCCCUCAGAGAGAUGCUGAACACCGCGGCUGAGAUAGAUCUGGAGACAGGUGACUUCCAUCCCAAUGAUGCUGCCACUCUCCUCAAGGUGUACCUGGGAGAGCUGCCAGAGCCUCUGCUCACGCAUAGACAUUAUCACGCUCACCUGAAGAUUGGAGAGUUGACUCACUUUGACGAAAAGGGAAAUAAGACUAAUGUCCCCGAUAAGGAGCGCCAGAUUGAGGCAUUUCAGCUGCUUUUUAUGUUGCUCCCACCGACCAACCGCAGCCUGCUGAAGCUGCUGCUGGACUUAUUGUACCACACUGCCUGCAGUCAGCACAUGAACAAGAUGUCUGCUAUUAACUUAGCCACAAUGUUCGCUCCACAUAUCAUCUGGCCCAAAAAUGUGACGGCAAGUGAUCUCCAGGGAAACAUAGAGAAACUGAAUAACGGGGUAGCGUUCCUCAUCCGUCACUCACAAAAAUUGUUCAAGGCACCUGUCUAUAUCAAAGAAUAUGCUCGAUUAUUUUACACCGGAUCCAAAUCCCUUCAGGCAAAUGAUGACCUGACUCUCUCUUCAGGAAGCAAAACUGGCUCUAUUGCUGCGAUUAUAGCUCCAUCCCCUUCUCCCUCUAUGAGAUCAAUCGCAGGUGAGACUAGCAGCACCGGCACCAUCAAGCCUUCUGAGAAUCAGAGCUAUACUGAGUCUUGCCUCAGAGAACUGUACAUGCAGGUCAACAGCAUGCCAGAGUCUGCCAAGAAGAAAAAACUCAUCAGACAGUUUGAAAAGCAGCCUGACCCGACUUUCUCUGCAGAGACCCGAACACCGUUCAUCAAGAGACACUGGCGUUCUCGCUCUGCUGGUGGAGUAAUUAAGAGGAAGGCACUGGAAGGCCAAAUAUCUGCAGCGAAAGAAAACGGCACACUGCAGAGUCUUCCUCCCUGUUCCUGAAGCGAUGGGUAGAUUAAAGAAAACACCCACAGGGAGAGGGAUUAAUUGCUAUUAAAGGAUUGCGCUCUGGAGACAUCAGUUUGAUCAUCUGGAGUCUUUAUGGAAGGUGGAAAGUUCACAUGAGAUGCAGUGUUUAUCUUUUUAUUAUUACCCUUAUCUGUCUGUUUUUUCCUAAAGUGUGAGACUUAGUGGUUUAUCUAAAGCCAAAGAAGAACUUUUCAGCUUAAACAUUUAAUGCAACAGUUACUAAACAAAUUACUUUGGUAAUUUUAGGUCUGUCAGGUUUCAGUCAGGCUCCAGUGAAUUUGUGGAAUUUAGCAUAAUUGUAUUGUCAAACUAUGCAUUUUUAUUUUAUGCUGUUGUUGUUUAUGUUACAAGACCUUAACUGUGAUGUGUUGCUUUUCCGCUUAUAAUGUGGGACCAAAGCUCUGAACUCAGAGAUGUGCCUUAAACUGAACGUGUCUUAAGUUAUUAUAAAGAUUAGCUCAUAUUCAACAGUUUUUCCCAACAAAUAUGUCGAAAUUUGGGGAUGAUUAUUUUUUUUUGUUUACAUUUAUUUAAAUUAAUGGAUUCUGUAAUUAUAAAAUGAAUACCUGUGAUAAGGAGGUUUACAGAAAGGCAACAUAAUAUAUAUAUUUUUUUCUUCCUCUAACACAAACUUGUGUGAUUUCUUAUACUACUGAUAUUUGAAGCUGUAUUUUCUUUUAGCUCCUAUUUUUAAGCUUUUCCUGGCCCAUCUUUUAUUUCUGUGCACAACUGAGUACAGUUUUAGAUCUUGAAGUGGUGUGUUUGCUGUUUUGGAAAGAGGUUUUUAUAUUUAGUUUCACAAUUUCAUCUUUUUUAUUAUUCUAAUGGUUGAUUCAAUGAGCCUGAAGCAUUUUUAAUCCAGGUUUUUACUGAAAGAGUUUUAGCUGUUACCACUUUUACCUUGUUUUCUUAUGGAGUAAUUCACUUCAGUAAGUUGUUACCCAAUGUGAUAAUUGCUGCUUUGCCUUGUGAAUAAAUUAAUGAUACUGGUGCUUCUGUAGAUCUAUGCAACUUACUGUAAUGCAUUAAGAUGUUUUCUUAAAUUUUGCUUUUUUUAUUCAAACAUUUUGAACCUGUUUUGUAUUUUGAAAGUAAAUAUUUUCUUUUUGCAAUUGUAAAGUCAUGUCCUGCACUUUUAUUUGCAACCACAAGGUGAUGCUGUUUAGUUGCAAAUGGUUGUGAUGUUAGGCCCCUUUCUAAACAACAUGUUACCCUGGGAGAUGAUCGCAUCAGCCGCGCUGCUUUAUUGCCAUCCACGUUUGUUGCUGCAAUGCAAGCAAUACGCUGCUUGUAAAGUUUAGUUGUUUGUGAAUGGAACAUUAAUUUUAUGUUCAUCGCUGCAAAAAGACAAACGGUAACAAAGUUAAAUAUACUAAUCCCUUAAGUAAAGAAUUAUAUGUUGUCCAUGGGUGGCUGGAUGUAUAUGUUAGAAACAUAUGUGAAAGUUAGUCUUUUUAAGUUCUUCACAUAGGCAGCAGUCAGCGUCAGUAAUACGCUGGUUUUACAGCUACAGCUUCAUAUUUCUUUUGUCUUAUCCAUAAUAAGACUGAUGUCUGUGAACUGAAUCUUUCAUGCUCUAAUAAACUCAACAUAAACUGUU
Messenger RNA from Girardinichthys multiradiatus, 3035 nucleotides. RefSeq names its product rho GTPase-activating protein 19-like. Gene Ontology annotation, molecular function: GTPase activator activity. The coding region runs from base 44 to 1408 and encodes 454 amino acids. Gene Ontology annotation, cellular component: cytoplasm. The record is from RefSeq and is a predicted model, not a curated record. The transcript is spliced from 11 exons. Gene Ontology annotation, biological process: signal transduction; regulation of small GTPase mediated signal transduction. NCBI's taxonomy places the organism in Eukaryota, Metazoa, Chordata, Actinopteri, Cyprinodontiformes, Goodeidae.